AUGGGUAACGGAGUGAUCCCGUUGGUGGUGGUGGCCAUGGUGCCGAUCAUCGCUGGCACGAUCGGGCAACGCGCCCUCGGCAAGAGGAACGCUUCGCCCAGCCUCGACUAUCCCGACUAUUCGACCAAGUACGACGAGUAUCCGGUGGUGGUGCCGAAGAGGGCGGCCCUAUUGUUCGACCAGCUGAUGGUCGCGUUGCAGAAGGUGGUCGACAACCAGAAUCGAGGCCCCGGCGAAUUCGGGGCCAGUAGACCGUACACGAGAUCCUCCGGGUCCCAUCCACCGGCGGUGGACACGCAGCAGAUCGUUGCCUCGGGGGACGAGCAAACGGUGAAGAUGGACCUCCAACGACGCGGCCAGUCGAAAGGACGGGUCUACUGGCGGUGCUACUUCAACGCCGUGACGUGCUUCAAGAGAAAGUGAUAAUGUGACAUGGCCGUGACCAGUCUCCGCCUCGACAACACUUCACGACACCAGACAGUUACCACGAACGAAUAAUAAAUCGCGAAACCAUUUAAAACUAGGCCCUAAAUACAUCGAGAUAACGCUAACGACGAUGAUCCUGCCCCGUUUUUCCUCGCGAGUCGAGAACCCCAAGAAACCCCUUGUCCAACCCCCAGCUGCUUCUA
Messenger RNA from Dufourea novaeangliae, 629 nucleotides. RefSeq lists its product as uncharacterized. The transcript has 3 exons. The coding region runs from base 1 to 423 and encodes 140 amino acids. Lineage: Eukaryota; Metazoa; Arthropoda; Insecta; Hymenoptera; Halictidae. The record is from RefSeq and is a predicted model, not a curated record.